GUUCCAUUCCAUCCAAUUCCAAAUUCCAAUCCAAGAUCUCUCUAGUCUCUGCUCUUCCUCCGUCGCACGCACGCACGCCUCAGCAGUCGCAGGUCGCAGGGCAGGGCCCCACCGCUCCACCGCCCCGCGCCAGCCAAUGUCAGGCGACGGGGACGCGCGCGGCCUCGAGGCGGCGGCGUCCGCCGCGGCCGAGGCAGCGCGGGAGCUGCGGGAGGCGGCCGCGGCCCUAGUCGCCACCCGCGCCGCCGAGGAGGACGCGCUGCGCCGCCGCGCCGUGGCGCUCGACGCCGACGUCCGCCGCCUCCAGGGCUCGCUCCACGCCCUCGACUCCUCCACGAUCGACAAGGUCGAGGAGGAACUGGAGCGUGCCAGGGUGGCAAUCACGGAUAGUGAUGUGGCUUCGUUUCUACCUAGCAAGCGAAAUGGGAAGUUUCUUAAGACGUUUCUAGGCCCUGUGAAUGUGCGGGUGGCGAGGAAAGAAGAUAAGCUCAAAAUCAAGGAUGAGUACAACAAUUAUAGGGAUAGGACUGCCUAUAAGUUUCUGUUGUUUCCAUCUAUCCUCCUCCUACUGAGAUGGUGGAUAUGGGAUGGAUGCCUUCCAGCAUUGGCUGUUCAAAUUUACCAGGCUUGGUUACUAUACCUGUACACAAGCUUUGCUUUGCGUGAGAAUGUAUUAAUUGCGAAUGGAAGUGACAUUCGUCCAUGGUGGAUAUAUCACCACUAUCUAGCAAUGCUGAUGGCUCUUAUUAGCCUUACAUGGGAGAUAAAAGGACAACCUGAUUGUUCUAGCAAGCAGAGGGGGGUGCAACUUUUCUUGCGUUGGGCAAUCAUGCAAGGCAUUGCAAUGCAUCUACAGAACAGAUACCAGCGCCAAAGAUUGCGUACUCGAAUAGCUCUAGGAAAGGCUAAAAGAAUGGAUGUCGUCGCUGGAGAAACAGCUGGUGUGGAGGGGCAGUUGUUGCUGCUAUAUCCUGUCCUUUUCAUAUUACAGGGUUUUGAAGCAUAUGUUGGAGUUUUGCUUCUUCAGACAGCUUUGCAUGGGCUUGCCUCCCAGUGGCAGGUUGUAGUCUGCGGGAUCUUGCUGGUGGUUAUGGCAGUCGGCAACUUUGUCAACACUAUGGAGACACUGCUCCUGAAACUGAGGUUCAAAGCAAAGAUGAAGAGAGCAAAGAACAGACAGGAUCGCCCACAUCAAAAUUGACAGGCAUCAUGGUUCCUGGAACCAUCGGUUUGUAAAUCCUUUGAGCUGUAUUAAAGGAUUUUCAAUGUUCCUGGAACCAUCGGUUUGUAAAUCCUUUGACAUUGAAAAUUGACAGAGCAAAGCUGACACCAUCGGUUUGUAAAUCCUUUGACCUGUAUUAACAUUUUUGCCUGCUUGUAAUUCUCUGUUUUGGUAAUUGGCCCUGUAACAUUGAAGUUAAUAUUCCACACAACACGACGGAUGAAGACAAUAUUUCCUCUUCCUCAGAUGAAAAUUGCGAGUUUGCGCUGUACUAUGCUUUCUGUUUAAAACAUAUGGGGUCCUGAAAUAGGACAAUAAUAAUAAUGUAUGUA
Messenger RNA from Sorghum bicolor (sorghum), 1554 nucleotides. RefSeq names its product transmembrane protein 120 homolog. Lineage: Eukaryota; Viridiplantae; Streptophyta; Magnoliopsida; Poales; Poaceae. The coding region runs from base 137 to 1201 and encodes 354 amino acids. Gene Ontology annotation, cellular component: membrane. The record is from RefSeq and is a predicted model, not a curated record. The transcript has 10 exons.